This is a messenger RNA of Mirounga angustirostris (Northern elephant seal), 5054 nucleotides long. It is a transcript of the gene QTMAN, whose product is annotated as glycosyltransferase like domain containing 1. The record is from RefSeq and is a predicted model, not a curated record. Gene Ontology annotation, molecular function: glycosyltransferase activity. NCBI's taxonomy places the organism in Eukaryota, Metazoa, Chordata, Mammalia, Carnivora, Phocidae. Bases 1411 to 2820 code for a protein of 469 amino acids. The transcript is spliced from 16 exons.
AUGGACAAUAUAAAAGUGAAAUUAAGAAAACAAUUCAUUUAUAAUAGCAACAAAAAAUCAAAUAGGAGCACAUUUAACAAAAGCAGUAGAAAAAUUGUCUAAAACCUACCAAAAUUGUUGGAAGACCUUAAAUAAAUAGAUGUUGCAUGUUUGUGUAUUAGAGGACUUAAUGUGAAAUUGGCAGUAGUCUACCAAAUGAUCUAGAUUCAAGGCAAUCUCUAUCAAAAUCCUAGCUGCCUUUUUUUUUUUUUAAUAAAAAACUGAUCCCAGAAUUUAUAUGGAAAUUCAGGGUAUCUAAGAGAGUAAAAACAAUUCUGUAAAAGAACAAAAAUGAAGGACCUCUCCUAAUUUUAAAACUUAGUGCAAAGCUAUAGUUACCAAGACGGUGUGAUGCUGGUAUAAUGAGAGACAUAAAGAUUGAUGAAAUAGAAUUGAGAGUCCAGAAAUAAACCCUAAUGCUUCUGAUCAGUUGGUUUUUGACAAGAGUGCUGACAUAAUUUAAUAGGGAAAGACUAGUCUUUUCAACAGAUGGUGCUGGGACAACUGUGUAUCCAUUAGCAAAAGAAUAAAGUUGGACUCUUUCCUUAACCGUGCAUUAAAAUUGAUGCCAAAUGGAUUAUAGACCUAAAUGUAAGAACUAAAACUAUAAAAUUUAAAAGAAAUUUAAGAGUCAAUCUUCAUGUCAUUGGAUUAAGCAGACCUUUCUGAGAAAACAUCACAAGCACAAGUGACAAAAGAAAAAAUAGAUAAAUUGGACUUCAUCAGUAUUGAAAACUACUUCAGAAGACACCAUCAAGACAGUGAAAAGCCAGCCCACCAACUGGGAGAAAAUACUUGCAAAUCAUAUCUCUGAUUGGUCUGCAUUUUCUGGAAUUCUUAGUAGUGUGUUUUGCUUACUGCAGAAGGUAUGUUCUUGAAAAUUUGAUGAUCUCACCUAUUUAUUUGAGAGAGAGAGGGAGAGAACACAAGCAGGGGGAGCAGCAGAGGGAGACGGAGAAGCAGGCUCCCUCCCGGCCGAGCAGGGAGCCCGAUGCUGGCUUGGCCCCAGGACCCCCGGGAUCAUGACCUGAGCUGAAGGCAGACGCUUAACCAACUGAGCCACCAAGGCGCCCCUGGUACCUCUGCAUUAGCCAGAUUGGAUAUAUGUAAAGAGAAAAAUCAGUAUAUCUGGAUCAUCAGCUUCCUUUUAAUGGUAAAAACACCUCUGGCUCCAGGUGGUGGAAGAUCUUACCGAAGUGACUGAAAUGAGAAAGGUUUUUAUUUGUCUCAUGUCCUAAGAAGUCUGGAGGCAGUUAGUUCGCAGGAAACGGAUGCCAUCAGGGACCCAGGUUGUGCUUUAAGAAGACUAUAGGGAAGAACACAUUUUCUUCUUGCCACAGAAAUUGCAGUAGAAGUGGGAAAUUGGUGAUAAUGGGGGGAUGGUCAAGAAUCUGUGAAGGCUUGAAAGGGCCCAUGAGUCUUCUCAUCGUUGAGCCGUUCUAUGGAGGGUCCCAUAAACAGCUGGUGGAUCUGCUCCAAGAAGAGUUAGAAGACUGUGUCCUUUAUACCCUUCCUGCAAAGAAAUGGCAUUGGAGAGCACGGACAUCGGCUUUAUACUUCUCCCAGAAUAUUCCCAUCAGUGAACAGUACAGGAUCCUCUUUGCAAGCUCAGUGCUGAACCUGACCGAACUGGCUGCCCUUCGGCCCGACCUUGGGAAAUUGAAAAAGAUUCUGUACUUCCAUGAGAACCAAUUGAUAUAUCCUAUCAAGAAAUGUCAGGAGAGGGAUUUCCAAUAUGGAUACAACCAAAUUCUCUCAUGCCUGGUGGCUGAUGUGGUGGUGUUCAACUCGGUUUUUAAUAUGGAGUCAUUUCUUACCUCUAUUGGAAAAUUUAUGAAGCUGAUUCCUGAUCACAGACCCAGGGAUCUGGAAAGCAUCAUCAGACCCAAGUGCCAAGUUAUUUACUUUCCCAUCAGGUUUCCUGAUGUGAGCAGAUUCAUGCCCAAGCACAAACCAACCCAUUUACAGAAGAUUCUCAGCCUUAAAGGAAAUGGUGGCACUGCUCCAUCUCUGGCCCUUCCUUUCCAACAGGAGCAGAAAGGUUCUGAGAAUUUAUUGAAGAAUUCUAAUUCAGAGUCUGGACCUUGCAAUGCAGCGCCACAAGAAAACCUGGGUAGCUCAUUAACACAGGAGUCAGACUGGAGAACAUGCGACUCAUCAGAUAAUUCAAGUUCUCAUCAUCAGGAAAAGAUACAAAAUGCGGCUUUUAAUCCCCGGGACAUUUUGGGUGGAAUUGAUGAUCCGCAAAGGCCACUGCACAUUGUGUGGCCUCACAGGUGGGAGCAUGAUAAAGAUCCAGAGAGUUUUUUUAAAGUAUUAAUGCACCUUAAGGAUUUAAGACUCAAUUUCCAUGUGUCUGUCCUUGGAGAAACCUUCACAGAUGUCCCAGAUGUAUUUUCAGAGUCCAAAAAGGCAUUGGGAUCGUCUGUCAUACACUGGGGCUACUUACCCAGCAAAGAUGACUAUUUCCAAGUACUGUGCAUGGCCGAUGUUGUCAUCUCAACGGCUAAGCAUGAAUUCUUUGGAGUGGCAAUGUUGGAAGCUGUGUAUUGCGGUUGUUACCCACUCUGUCCCAAAGAUUUGGUUUAUCCCGAAAUAUUUCCAGCUGAGUAUCUGUAUUCCACACCUGAACAGCUUUCAAAAAGGCUCCAGAUUUUCUGCAAGAGACCAGAUAUUGUAAGAAAACAUCUUUAUAAGGGUGAAAUGACUCCUUUUUCUUGGGCAGCCCUACACGGUAAAUUCAGGUCUCUGCUUACAACAGAACCUAGGGAAGAUUUGUGACAGAUGGGGCUAAGUCACAAACUUGCAGCCUAAGGCAGAAUCUGUAGAACUUUCCAGAGUGUGCCCAUAUUUACCUGAUCAGAGAGAAAAGAAAAUCUGCAGAGGAAGCUGAGCCUGGCUGCUUGUCAUAGCUGACACAGAGCCAUCUGCCACAAACCUGUGGCGGCUUCAGAUCUCCCAUCCCUGCCACCACCCCAACUCAAAUUAAAUACAGAUUCCUAGAGACGUUAGGAUGGUUACACAUGUCCUCGGCAUCACAUGGAGGAGACUGUUCAAAAAAAAUAUGUGGCCUGUUGUAUAACCGCACUCAUGUAUCCCAUAUGUGGUGCCACAUUGAAUUUCCGGUUGAAUCCGUUUUUAUCCUUUGUACUGGAUGACAUGGUGCCUGAAUUCUUUCUUUUUGCCGACACGAUGGCAGCCAAACUGCAGCUUCAAAAGCUCGCGCUUGGCUGGGUUUCCACCUAGGUUGCCAGGUUAUCGCUGGAGCCUUCUUGUGUCCUCAAAGGGCCACAGGGUCUGAACGGACGAUCAGAAUGCUGCCAGGCUAAUUGGGCAGCCAUCUCAGAAUUGUUCGUGGGCAAAGGGCUGCUUUAGCACUUUUAUUUUAGCAAAUUAACGACUCUCUGGCACAGGGGUUCUUAAGUGAAGGUAUUAAUAAGGGGUCUGGCAGGUAGUCCCAUGAUUCACAGUUACAUUUGCAUUUAAUUUAUUUUAAAGUUGCGAGAUAAACAGCUGUAAUUUGGACAAACAUGGGAAACACGCUAAGUGGGGCCAUCUUGCCCAUAAAAGGAACACUGAGAUACUUGUUUUAAUUUUUUUCCUGGGGUAAAAAUAGAGAAAUCAAAAUACUUCCACUAAAACAGUAAUUUUGAUAGAAAUAUUCCUCAAAAAUAGUUGCAUCCAGCUACAAAUACAAUCUUUUCAAGAUAAAUCGCUUAUGAUUCCAAUAGUCACGCUGCUGUAUUUGUUGAUAUAAAGAUGUUUUGAACAGCUAGAUUGUAAAAUAAAUUUUUAAUAAAGUGCCUACUGCAAUUUUUAAUUAGCAUAUCUCAUUUAUGUGUAAGAGUGUACAUCUAUCUGUAUGUUUCUCGCUGAAUACUUUCCUUGUGUCAGAGACAACGAAUACAAUUGUUUCUUUUCCGGAUGUACAGGGAUCUGUUUUGCAAAUGUUUGUAAGAUAUUAUGACAUUUCCAAGAUUGUCUUUGCAUUCUGGAAAGCAGGAGGUAAACAUUUGUAGUCAUUAAGGUAAAGUCUGUUGAUAAACCAUCUUCUGUUUACUGACAGGUAAACUGUAACUUUCCUAGCUUUUGAAAGGAAUAACUUUUAUACACUGCAGAGUGAGGGACAGCCAGGGAGCAGAGGGUGGACAAGGGCCAAGCAUGGCCUUCUGGCUUCUAGAAGGACCGAGUGGUCUAGCAGGCAUCCGAGAUAGAGCAGGCGAUGAUUCACAAGUCCAGUAGGGCCCAUUUGACAGGUAGCAAAAUGGUCAGCAGGAAUUAGAUCAAGGUCCAGGAGCCAGAUAGAUCCCUCAGGAUAGAGGCAGUCUUGCAGAUCAAAGAAGGCAGGAAUUCAGAAUGCAUCAGGCCUGGGAACUGAAAAGCAGGACAAGUAAGAAGCAGAAACAACAAGCCUUAUCUUUGCAGAUAGUCCUCUCCCUAAUCAGUGUGAGGUCUUUAACGCAUGAUGGGACAUCACAGCACUAGCUUCGAGUCCUAUCAAUUGUGGGGAAGCCACUGAACAGAUUACCUCCUCACCCACGAAACAAAGGGCUCGGGGAUUAUUUCAGAAGUCCCUUCCGGUCUGAGACUGGGGAACUCAGACAGGUGUGCACCUUUUGAGUGUAAAAGUUAAGGUAUAAAUAUGCCCAAGAGGUUCUUAGACCGUUGGGCAGGGUUUGUCAUCUAAUGAAAUGAACUAGACCAGUAAAUUUGCUUCAGUCAGAAGGAUGCCAUGUCACAGUGAUGUCUUCUCACAGCCAAGAAACAGUGUUUAGUUUAUUGUGUUUUACUGUCAUGAAAAUAAUGGGCUCCCAUUUUAUAGUAGACAUAGUUGAAAGUUACCUGUGUAUGGAGGGGUUUUCUUCCCUCUACCCAUAAAUGCAAAUCAGCUUUUGUCUUUAGCUGUACCCAGUAUUCCUUCUCGAAUAAAAAUUUACAUUGAAGUUGUCACUUCUUAAAACUAUGCUGUCAGACCUGGUAUCAGUGCAUAUAAACAAUAAAAAGUUUUGUAAAUG